Molecule: messenger RNA, 747 nt
Organism: Colletotrichum orchidophilum
Lineage: Eukaryota; Fungi; Ascomycota; Sordariomycetes; Glomerellales; Glomerellaceae
Product: O-methyltransferase
Exons: 3
Coding region: 1-747 (248 amino acids)
Molecular function (GO): O-methyltransferase activity; S-adenosylmethionine-dependent methyltransferase activity
Source: RefSeq, a predicted model, not a curated record
AUGGAGAACGAAAGCGCCGUGCUCUAUCCCAACCCGAAAGUUGGCGAGAGCGUUUAUAAUUACGCCUGCGCUAAGUCGCUCAGCCUCCCUCCACACAUCGAAGACUAUCAUGCUUGGAUUUAUGCCAGUCAGGGCCGGAUGGCCAUGAUGAGCAGUUCUAUCUUCCAGGGCAAGUCUUUGCACUGGCUGGCCCGUGUGAUCGGUGCGAAGAGAGUUCUGGAAAUAGGUGUCUACCUUGGCUUCACGAGCCUUGUUUGGGCUGAUGCUGUCGGGCCCCAGGGCAAGGUUGUGGGUCUUGAGCUGUCCGCUGAGUACGCGAGCCAAGCCCGCAAGAUUGCGAGAGAUAACGGCGCUCAGAACGUCGAGGUCGUCGAGGGCGACGCGGCAGAAUUGCUUGGAGAUCUCUCCCCCGAAGAGGCGUUUGACAUCAUCUUCAUUGACGCGGACAAGGAGCGUUAUCCUGCCUAUUUGGAUUCUAUACUCGAAAAGUCCCAGCCCGGCGCGAAAAGCCGUCUACUUCGCCCUGGUGGAAUUAUCAUCGCCGACAACGUAAUCCGUCGCGGCCUGGUGGCAAACAGUACCGACGAGAAUCCCUGGGCGGAAAGGUUUAGGAACAUUGGGCUUUGGUCGGAUAAAGAUAUGGAGGCGCUGGACAGUUUUAACACGAAGGUGGCCACCAACCGUCGCCUCGAGAAUCUGCUACUCCCACUGUUUGAUGGAAUGGGCAUGUCUAGACUAGUUGACUAA